GGCAUGUAAAAUGGCGCAGUCAAGGUAGCAGCAUAGAGAAAGAAAAAAAGUUUCUUUCUCUAUGGUAGCAGCGCGGAGCCUGCGUCAGCACGGAAAACCUCACGGACAGCAGGAGUUUGAGGAAGUAACAACGUUCCCGAUCGUCCGGCCAUGUUCAGCCGGCUGUACAACGCUGUGCGGCAGCACAAGAAGAAGAUAUUCUUCAGCGUCGGCCUAGUCGGAGGCGCCUACCUUUUGAACCGGUAUCUACAUGGAAAACUCCGUGACUGGGAAACAAAACAGACUCAGAGCUACAUCGAUCAAAUCAAACACCAGCACCACUUCGAAAAUAUUCUUCAAACGUCUGACAACACGAUCCUGACUCUCCUGGAAAAGGUCAGAGAGCCGCUACUCGCCAUACUCGAGACUGACAGCCUGCUCGAGAAGCUCAAGACGCGACCUGCCAACAGGGUCGAACUUUGGGAGGAACUCAAGGUGCGCAUUCUCACUUUCGCGGUGGCAAGCGUGUACGCGGAAAGUCUGCUCGCCUCGCUGGUUCGCGUGCAGCUCGGCGUUGUCGGUGGAUACGUCUUCGUGAACUCGCAGCGCGCGCAGCAAAACUCUGGAGGCGUCUUGCCGGCACUCACCAACCAAGACAUCCAUCAGCGCUACCUGUCACAGGUCCAGCACUUCUUCGAGAACGGCCUGCACGAGCUCGUGCGUGUUGUCAGGGACGCGGUCGUGGCCGCCUUCGGUCACAUCAGCCUGAAGGAGCGCGUCGGCCCCGCAGACUUCGCUGUGGGUUUCGAUUUCGUCAAGAAGCACAUCUCGCGGGACUCCAAGAAGCCACUUCCAGGCUUUCUUCGCUUGCUCCUGCCACCUCUCGAGGUCGAAGGCGAUACGGACGACGUCAGGGUGCUCAACGUGAUGAUCCUCGAGACAAGGGACAUCCUCGAGACCGACGACUUCGCCAAGGUUCUGGGAAUGUGCAUCGACCUGGGGAUCAAUAGCCUCACGAACGAUGUCGAGGUGUGCUUAAAAAAUAUGCGAGCCGCAGCACAAGAAAAUGCCAGUGGUGACCGAGCUGAAUGUUCUGCCGCCUCGUCGUCGGCGGUGUCAACGGGCUUUCCUAUGGCAAAACUUUUGCCCGUGCUUAGGAACAGCCUCGUAGCCGGCAGGCAGGAAGGCUUCCUCAAAAUCGUGCUUCAGGCAGAGCUACUUCGUAGUAUGCUCGCCAACGUGUACGAGGCCUUCUGCCAGACAGAGGACGCGGACAGGAUUAACCACAACCUGACACCAUUGUCAUGAUUGUCAGAUGGCGGCAUAAAUUUCAUGCUGGGGAUGAUUGAUAGCAUGAUGACGGACACGUGUAAGCGUUUGUGAGUACUCGGUUCGUAGUUUGUGGUGCAGUCAGUCGGUCCUACAAACAACAUACCAAACAUGUUGCGCACUUGGUGUCCCGCAUCAUGCCAUUCCAAACACGUGUGUGACAUUGUCAUUUCGGUGUGCUUGUCAGUUAUCACAUACUUCCCCUUGUUAAAAAUGUUCAAAGAUACUGAAACUGACUGCCUUUUCAUAACUUCGAGACAUGGACUUUUCAGUGUACGUACUUGUGAAUCUUAGUGGAAUGUCACUUGCCACGAGUGUGAGAAAAUGUGGUGAACUACAGAAAUUACCAUUGUCGAAAGCUCACUAACAUGUUCCAUCUUCGCUGCAUUUUAUCCUUUCAUUUCCCUUGGCACACUCACUGGCUGCAUUUUAUACAGGGUGCUUUUUUCUAGCUGCACCAAAUUUUUAAAAUGAGGAAAGUGUAAAUCACGGCAACAUUAUUUUUACCAUUUGAGUGUCUGGAUUGGCAGCCUCUAUAUAUAAUUUCCGCAAUUACAUGCAUAAUUAGUGAAGUUAUGGUAAUCAGCUUUCUAAUUAUUAAAAAUAGGUGGCUACAGCAAAUGAGUACUUUGGGGCCUGUCCUCGACACUACCUAUCCCAACGAUCUCAAGUUUUGAAUGGUGGAGUUCUUAUGGAAAUUACGCGAACAAUUAGUCCCCCUUGACAGGCUCCUUGAAAUUGAAACUGGCUGGAAAAAGAGCAUCUGUGUCGUCGAUGUUGCCACCCCCCUCCUUUUGUCGAGUCUCCGAGGUCACCGGCGCUCCGUCCCUGUGAGCAGCUUGCAUUGUCUUCUUGCUGUCUGUGGCGUUGGCCUAGCUCUUCAAUGCUGGCGGGCUGCCAAAUUUACUUCGUCAUUCCAUUGGGCGCCACGUGUCCACUUAACCGACAAAAUGACGUUUCAGGCUUUUUGAUGAGAACGUCAUCAAGUCAAAAUUCACUUUCUCUGGGAGAGCUGUCUCAAACAUGCGUGCAAGUUGUGUAAAUAAAAACGUGUAAACUACAGGAACAAAACUCACCGAUUGAAGGGGGAAAAAAAAAAAAGGUAUACCAUAUGAUUGACGCUACAGACUGAUAUUUAACACCCAAAGAGCGAGAUCGGCGCUAUUGUGGCAAUGUGGUACCCAACGGAAUUACGAAGUAAAUUUGGCGACAUUGAUGGCACAGAUGCUGUUUUUCCAGCCAGUUUCAGUUUCAAGGAGCCUUCCAAGGGGAACUAACUGUUUAUUAUCUCCCGCAUGACCUCCUCUAUUCAAAAUUUGAUCAUUGGGACAUGUGUCGAGGACGGCCCCCAAAGUACUCAUUUGCUGUAGCCACCCAUUGUUAAUAAUUAGAAAAUCAAUUGCCAUAAUUUUUCCAAUUACGCAAUUAACUGUGGAAAUUGCUCUGUAUCUAGAGGCUGGCAAUCGGUACACUCAAAUGAUAGACAUAACGAAACCGUGAUUUAUAUUCUUAUUUUAAAAAUUUGGUGCAGCUAAACAAAAGAACACCCUGUAGCUAUUGUUCUCAUUCACCAUUAAAAAAAAAGAUAUUCAGGUCUAUGAUGUCUCUUACAUAAAGUGGUUUUUACAGUGCAUUUGUGCAGCAGCAUGUGUUCUACUGCUUUGUUCAUGUAGUUAAGUAAUGCCAUUGCAGGAACAAGUGAGGAUUACUGAGUUUUGUGGUUAUUUGCAUUGUUCGAAUCAAUGCUUGUGAUAAAAAAUGGAAAUGUCUUUAAGUGUAACCUGUGCUUAUCUGAUGCUUGAUUGACACCAGGCAUGUGUAGCACUCACGUGAACCAGGCAUGACCUAAUAUCCUGGGGCCAUUUGUAUUUUGUUCAGUGUUAGUUCACAAAUGCACUCGUUAUGUUCUUGGUGCAGCUGUGCUUUGUUUCGGUUAACUAAUCAACACUGCAGAAGAACGAAUGGGGCAAACGAGUGCUAUUAGCCAAAGUGCUCACAUGAAAGCAUAGUUAAGCUUGCAUUUACUGGUGGAGGUCUCACAUUUUAUGUAUUCUGAGCAUUGGUAUAGGUCUAAUAACUUAUUAAUGUGGCACUUUGUCUUGUGAAUAGCAAACAUUAAGUGGUGGAAUUGAUAAUUCUAGUUGUGUUUGUGAAAGGAGGUAAAUGUGAAAUGUAACAUUUUUUUUACCCUACGGCAAGCUCUAUAUCAGUUAGUUCACUUCUUUGGUGGACUGUUUUUCUUGCCCUGUACAGAAUAAAAUGUUCAUAAUUCAGAAAAGCAUCACAUGAAUGUCUACCUUGGCAAGUUCAUGAACAUAAAUUCAAAGUUUGUAAAGUCUAGCACUGCAACCAAGGUUGCAUGUGUCUAGAGGGACAGUCACGCUUGCAUGUUUUCGUUCUGCUCAAGCUCGAAGUUUACUUUGCAGGUAUGUUGCAUGCGAGCAUUCCAACACCUCAUUAUUUACCUACAGUAAUGUUUACCAAUUGGCCCAGCAAUAGAAGUGUGCAAUAAAAUGUUUUCCUAUGCCUUGGUUCCCA
Messenger RNA from Dermacentor albipictus, 3846 nucleotides. It is a transcript of the gene Pex3, whose product is annotated as peroxin 3. Gene Ontology annotation, molecular function: protein-macromolecule adaptor activity. Lineage: Eukaryota; Metazoa; Arthropoda; Arachnida; Ixodida; Ixodidae. Gene Ontology annotation, cellular component: peroxisomal membrane. The record is from RefSeq and is a predicted model, not a curated record. Gene Ontology annotation, biological process: protein import into peroxisome membrane.